Molecule: messenger RNA, 663 nt
Organism: Cataglyphis hispanica
Lineage: Eukaryota; Metazoa; Arthropoda; Insecta; Hymenoptera; Formicidae
Product: venom allergen 5-like
Source: RefSeq, a predicted model, not a curated record
AUGAUUUUUUCACAUGUUAGUCAAUCGUGUGAUAGAAAAAUUUUUUAUGAGAAAUGCCAAACAGAAGGUUUGAGACAAUUAUGUAAAUUGCACAGAUUUAAAUACUUGAUACAAGUUUGUUUCGUUAAUUUUAUUAUUUCAAGAAUACACGCUAAUCCAAGAUGUCAGAAUAUGGAAAUACUAGAAAACGAGGAUAUGACGUGCGACAUACGUGAUAUUCUCGACACUCAUAACAGACUACGACAGUCUAUCGCCGAGAGAUCAAUUAAUGCUCAACCACCUGCUGCCAAUAUGCGCGAGCAGUAUUGGGACUUCGAACUUGCGUCCGGUGCUCAGAAUUGGGCAAAUCAAUGCACAUUUUCUCAUAACGAUGAGAAAGACAGGGAAAUUGAUACAUACAAUCUGGUCAAAAAUAAGCUACCUUACAUCGUUGGCAAUUGUAGCUACGAUAGUUCUCUGAAAAUUUCGGAUAAAUAUCCUAAUCUUUGCGAUAUUAAGGAUGUACUAGUAAGUUGUCCUAAAAACAAUGUUGAAGAAAUUUGUAGCGACAAGAGAUCCGUAUCCGUCGGAAAUGGUCUUAAAUUUUUAAACGUGUACUGUAAUAUACGUAAAGAUAACAGCCUUAUAUAUCAGAAAAAAUCAAUUUGUUCACGCAAAAUGUAG